CAUGACGUCGCUGUUAUUGAACUCAAAACUCCACUGAAGUUCUCGAAAAAAAUUCAACCUAUCAAACUACCCACGGAACCAGUGACGAACUCUAAAUGGGUAUUCGUGGCUAGAGGAAGUACUGAGGAUGCAUACGUAGCAGUUAAUUUGCAGAAGGUUGAUCUCAUUAGAUAUCCAAUAGAUCAGUGCUACAUACCAUUAUCGACACGAACUUUGCUGGACAAAGAUCUUUUUAAGAAAAUAACCAUCUGCGCAACUAGAGAAGGGGACAGGGCUAGUAUUUGUGCAGGUGAUUCGGGAAGUCCUCUAAUAAGUGGCAAAACUAUAGUAGGCAUUGCUUCAUACAUGAAAAAUGAACCGUGCUAUGAAGCUCGUAUAGGGUACUACGUGAACGUGUCCUACUAUGUCCCUUGGAUUAAAAAUGUUACUGGUCUUUAUUUUUAAAUAAUAUUUCUUCAAUUUUCAUAUUACAUACUGCAUAUAUAAUCCAAUGAUCAACACGUUGGCGCUAUUUGUUUGACCUUGGCAUUCGAAGUCCAGGCGUGUUAUGUAUUAAUUUAUUUAUUGUUAGUUAUUCAAUAAUUAAACAUCAAACGUGUAUAAAGCAUU
Molecule: messenger RNA, 609 nt
Organism: Melitaea cinxia (Glanville fritillary)
Lineage: Eukaryota; Metazoa; Arthropoda; Insecta; Lepidoptera; Nymphalidae
Product: venom prothrombin activator vestarin-D1-like
Exons: 3
Biological process (GO): proteolysis
Molecular function (GO): serine-type endopeptidase activity
Source: RefSeq, a predicted model, not a curated record